UAAUCAUAUUUGUCAUAAUUUUGCAUUAAAUGCACACAUAUCAGACUUUUAUUAAAUACGAUGUUGGCAAAUUAUCAAAAAGUAGUUCCACGAGCGGAAGAAGAAAUUUAUGUCUUUGACGUGGAUUUGCAUUAACCGGAAAAACAUGACUCAGAAAGUGUUAAUAUUCCAUUGAAGCAUAGCAAAUAAAAUGGCAGAAAAUAAGCCCCCUCAAUCAACUUAUAAAGGUUGGUUAUACAAAUGGACUAACUACCUUAAAGGAUACCAGAAGCGCUGGUUUGUGCUUCAAAAUGGACUGCUGUCAUACUACAGAAAUCAAGCUGAGAUGACCCAUACCUGUAGGGGCACAAUAAAUCUGGCCUCAGCUUUCAUAACAACAGCUGAUUCUUGUACGAUAGUCAUAUCCAGCGGAGGAAACCAUACCUUCCAUCUUAAGGCUACAUCAGAGGUUGAUCGACAGAAAUGGAUAACUGCUCUGGAACUGGCAAAGGCAGAUGCACAGAGAAUGUUGGAGCCAGACAGUGAUGAAGAAGAGCCUGACAAGACAGAUAUUCAGACCACACUUAAGUCCCUUGGAUCCAAGAUGGAGGAUCUGAACACAUGCAAUGAUCUCAUUGGAAAGCAUGGCAGCGCUCUCCAGAGGGCGCUCACUGAACUGGAGCAGUUGGAUGGGAGCCAGGACGUGUCCAGCAAAGUCAAGGUCAUCAAUGAGCGAGCCACCAUGUUCAGAAUAACGUCAAAUGCCAUGAUUAAUGCAUGUGCAGAGUUUCUAGAACUGGCCUCGACAGAUGGCAAGAAGUGGUACAAGAUGUUGGAGCAUGAAUACAACCAGAAGUUGAAGCUCCAGGAGUUGCUAGAGCAGUGUGCCAAGGAACAGAACUCACUUGAGAUGAAGGCCAAGAAGAUACGACCCUCUCCUGACAACCCAGAUGGUUAUGUGUCAGGAUCUGAUGGGGAUGAUGACUUUUUUGAUGCACCUGAUGUUGUUGACACCAUUUCACUUCCAAGUCACAAACAGGGUCCUGGCCAUUGGCGACAAGGCAGUGAUGCCAGCUUUGAUGCUAAGAUCUUUGAAGGGGAGGGGUAUAGCACAGAAUCUGAUCCGGAUGAAGCAGACAAUACCGAGCAAACUGUAGGAGUAUAUCAAGCUAAAACGAAAAAGAACAAAAAAAAGGGAGGCAAACCUCACGAAUUAAACCAUGAAGAAGUACACACCAAAACAGUUGUUGCCAAGGUGACUGAUCCAUUGGUACCUAGGAAACAGAGACGAACACUCAUACCUGCAAAGCCAAACUACAGUCUUAACUUGUGGGGCAUUAUGAAGAACUGUAUAGGAAAAGAGCUCAGCAAAAUACCAAUGCCGGUAAACUUCAGCGAGCCUCUCUCAAUGCUGCAGCGUAUCACGGAAGACUUUGAGUAUUCCAGCCUUCUAGACGAGGCAGCAGAAUGUGAGGAUUCCACGGAACAACUUGCCUAUGUGACAGUGUUCACCGUGUCCUCGUACUCUACCACUAUCAACAGAACCACCAAACCAUUCAACCCUUUGUUGGGAGAGACGUAUGAACUGGAUCACACAGAUGAUAUGGGCUGGAAAUCACUAGCUGAACAGGUGAAUCACCAUCCGCCUGUGAUGGCUGUACACACCAAGGGGCGGACCUGGACUCUAUGGCAGGAGUUCACCAUGAAGAGCUGCAUCAAGGGAGUCUAUCUUACAAUAGUUCCAACAGGUAUAGCUCAUCUAGUCUUUCACAAAUCUGGAAACCACUAUACGUGGCGUAAGGUGACUACAACUGUUCACAACAUCAUCGUUGGCAAGCUAUGGGUCGACCAUCACGGGGACAUGGACAUCAAGAACCACAAGAACGGUGACAACUGCCACCUCAAAUAUUACCCUUACAGCUAUUUCUCACGAGAAAAACCAAGAAAAGUGACAGGUGUGGUGACGGACAGCAGUGAUGCGGCCAAGUGGGUGAUCACAGGUACCUGGGACACACAGAUGGAGAUUGCACAGGUGCUGCAGGUGGACGAGUCAGCCAAGAGACCUGUGUUUGCCACGGGGCCCAAACGUAUCAUAUGGAAGCGAGUGGAACCUCCUCCAGGUAGUGAGAAGAUGUACUCAUUCACCAAGCUGGCUAUUCAGCUGAAUGAGAAGGACCCGAGUGUGGCGCCAACAGAUGCGCGCAAUCGGCCGGACCAGCGCGCCAUGGAGGAAGGGGCUUGGGACGAGGCCAAUAGACUCAAGGUUCAGCUUGAAGAGAAACAGAGAACAAAGAGAAAGCAGAUGGAGGCACAGGCUGAGGAUGCCUUGAAACGAGGGGAGGAGCCCCCAUGUCACAAACCAAUGUGGUUCAUGCGCCAGAGGGACGAGAUUACAGGGGAGCAUAUAUACGUGUCCAAUAACAAGUAUUGGGAGGCAAAGGGCAAACAGGACUGGACCGGAUGUCCUGACAUAUAUCUGUGAUACACAUGACUGGGACUUUAGACCCUAGUGAAUACAGAGGUCUUGAAGUUGAAAUAUGGGCCGGUCUCCGUUAUAACCAGGCUUAAUGCAUAUGUGUAAAGUGUUCAGUUUGCUUAGGCUAAUCAAAAAGGUCACUUUACAAAUAGACAGCCACGUUUGUAUUGAAGAAACUUCCUUUAAGAAAGAUUUCCAUAAAAGAAGAUGUGUUUUUUGUUAUGUCUGUGUGGACUGCACAAGCUAAAUUAGGACGAUGCUUUACGCACAUGCAUGUCUAUGCGGACUGCGCAGGCAAGUCUGGGACGAUGCUUUACGCACAUGCAUGUCUAUGCGGACUGUGCAGGCUAGUCUGGGACGAUGCUUUACGCACAUGCAUUAAAACUGGUUUUCCCAGAUGGCUGCUCAUAUGUUUUUGAAGAGAUUGAAACUCACGUCUGCAUGUACAGACAACAGCAUGCCAUUGGGACUUCAUGGUUAUUGAGGGUUUUGUAUCAUACAAGUGGGCAGUUGUGAAAAUGUUCUUAUCCAUGCAUGGUGCCAUUCAUGCUUAACCCUUUCAGUGCUGGAACUGAAUUUUAAAGGCCUUUGCGAACAGUUUGGAUCAAGAUCAGAUGCCACAAAAGGUGGCGUCUGAUCUUGAUCCAAACUGUUUGCUAUUCUGAUAGUGGUCUUUGAAAAAAAGUGAAGAAAAUGAUGAUUUUAGAAAUUCAGCAGACACCAAUUUAGCAGACGAUAAAUUUCCUAGCAUGCAAAGGGUUAACAUUUGCUUGUUCACCAGUCCACAAGUCCUGGCAAUAUGUGUUGCCUUGCCAGCAUAAUGUGGUGCUGAUUGAUGGAAAAAGGCUUCUGCAGUGGUGAUUAAGGUGUGUGCCUAUUCAGCUUGCUAUCCUGAUAUUUAUUCAUUUCAAACAAACUAUAUCAAGGUCACAUACUUACUACUGAUGUGAUUUGUACAUAAAGGGCGAUUUUAUUGUUUGUUUACAUGUUAAAACUUAUGCAGCCUAGUCUUGAAUUGUUAAUUGUACAGAGACCACGAAUAAUGUUAAAAGAGUGAUAAUAACAUGUCUAUUUAUCUGAAUGUUAAAUUUUUCAUAACGUUUACUCAGUCAUACAUAUUAAAAUUAUCAGAUCCAAAUCGGGACACGCCAUAUAAAUUGUUGGAACAUUUGACUUCAAAGCCAGGCAUAGCCUUUUCUUAAGUCAAUUGUCAGUAAAAGUUGACAUUUCUGGCAAAAAUUGACAAUAUAGGUGUUUAAGAAUUUCAUUUUCUCAAAGUUGACAUAGGUGUGCCAGGGCCGUGUCUUCGUAACAUGAAAUGUUGAGUAUACCAUUAUUUGAGGUCCGACCAGGGUAUUCCCAUUUUACAUGUGUUAAGCAUGUAAUGCAAUUGGCGGGCAUCAAGCACUGUCGUUAUUUGACCAAUCGUCAAAUAUAUUCAAAUUCAGAUUUAUGCAACAAACUUUUUUCUGAAAAUUAGGCUAACACUAUAGUAAAUUUAUGUGAAAAGGCAACUUGUAUUAGUCUACAUUUACCAGUAAUUUGUUUGAUGUGCAAAAUCGCUGUUUUGACUGAUUAUACAUGCGUUUUUAAACCUAGGGUGGUUUUAUACACAGGAUAUAGCACCUUUGGGCAUGAUUGGGCCGUAAAAUACAAACACAGAUGGCUUAAAAGCCCCAUCACAUAAAUGCCUGAUAAACUCCCUCAUUGGCAAAUAAAUCACUGCUAAGGUGGUAACAACAUCACUUGUUCACCCUUGUUGAUAAUGUGCGCCAUAAGGGGGCAAUGAAGGUAUCAGCGAUGGAAGGAUUUAGCCAAACAGAGCUUUCAUAGUGAGUUUAAAAGUUAAUUUUUAUAACCAACAAAGUUUUUAUGAGUGUCAGGACAAAUGGUGGUAAAAAGGGUCAGGGAGACAAACAGCCUAAAAAGUGGCUUUCCUUGCUGAAGUUGGAAUGUUUUGCAUGUAUGACUCGGAGCACAAUAUGUCUUAAGCAAUUGUAAUAGUUGAAUGAGAUGUUGGGUUGAUAAAAGUUAAUUAUUCUUCAUGCUACUUGAUUGUAAUUUGCCAACCAUAUUUGGAUUUUUUAUCAGUCAGUUAGCUGUAAAACUGGCUUAAAUCUGCUUAUUGAAUGUGAACAUGCAGUUUUUGUUAUACACACAACUUCCCACCAGGGUUAAGCUCAAAAAAUGGUUAACAUUUCCCAAUUUUUUCCAUAAAAUAAUUCUGUGAUAUCAGUGACUUUUCACCUCUGCUUGUGUGUGCCAUGAUUGAAGGUUAUUCUUUUUGGUAGCAGCUUUUUUCACUCUGCUUGUUGUACAUAAUACUAAUUUUCACUAUUGAUUUCCCAAUUUGUGGACUUUACAUUCUAUUAAAUGUACAUGUAUGCAUUUUUUGGUUGAAGGAAAAUGCAUUUAAACUGCUUCUUUUAAUUGUGGAAAUCUGCGAUUAAUUGCUAAUGGAAGUUCAGGAUUAUUACGUUUUUUCCUACUACAUUUUGGUUUGCCACACAAAGUCGUUCUUAAACAUUCCCAGGUAUUGUUUGUGGUUUGCUAUUUUGUUGGUCAGUAACAACAAUAAUAGUCAUGAAUUGCUUAUUUAAUUCAGUGCUAUCUUAUUUAUUGUUGACAUUUUGUGUUUACUGCACCUGUUUAUAAAGUUGUAACCUGGCUUCAGUUACUGUUUAGUCUUGAAAAAAGGAAAGUUUCAAACAUGUAUAUUUUGUUAUUUGUGUUGUUUUUUAAUAUCAAGGUUUGGUUUGCAAAAUUAUAUUCGAAAUUGUAUUUGCCGUUACCUAUAGAAAAUAAUUGUUUUGUUAAGGUAAUUUUGAUUUAGGUUUCAGUUAAGAUUAUGUCUAGUGCUGUUCUGUUGUUAGUACUGUGAGAGGUGUAACUUCUAACCUUAUGAUUAUGGGUCAGUGAUUCUUGUAACAAUAAUUAGUCAUAUUGACUCAAGAGGUCUAUGCAUUUGUCUGUACAUAUAUUGAUGAAGCUUUCACUCUUAUGUUCUGUGAAAGCAUGAUACAGAAAAUAGAGGGUGUCAUAUUUAUUAUCAAAAGCCUAUUUUGUGCAAUGGAGUUCAUUGAGUAAUUGUGGUUAAUGGUAAAUGUAACUGGGACAACAUUUAAGCAAGCAUGACAUAAACAAACAUGUUAUAUUGUUUAUGUAACUAUUUCAAAUGCAUCUUUGUUGAAGGUGUAUGAAUUGCACUACAUAAAUUGUUCUCGACUUGAAAAGAUGUAAUGCAAUCUUAAGAAUUGAACACAAGUAUGGUUUGCAAAAAAAACUUUCAUGUAAAUUAUAAUUACUGAUUGAAAUGUGACUUAUCAGAUAACUCAUUAUUUUUUUCAAAAAUUCUGUAGUUUACCUAUUAAGAUUCAGAGUAAAUUCUUUCUGUUGGGUACAGAAAUGAAUUACAAUGCCACAGUUUCCCAAACUCGAAACAUUUGUUUGAAUGGAAGAAUUAUUUCCAGAUGACAAAACAUGUUUCAUGUUGGAUUUUGAACAUUUAUACAGUGUUUCUCUGUGAACGACAUGACUUGUGUUUUUAUAAACAUCCUGCUUUGAGUUCUGACACUCUUCUCUAGCUAGUCACGGUUUGAGAUUCAUCACUGACAAAGUUUAGCCUGAUAGGCAUGAUCAUAAAACCUUUGUAUGCAAUUUGUUUGAAUUUCGCAUUUUCUGAUGUAAUUUAUUACAUUCAAUUGUAAAUAAACUAACAUUAUGUUUCCAUUACUUAACAUUGGCAUUACGUUGCUGGUCACUUUGAUAAAAUUACGUGUAUAUUUUGAUCUACAUUUUAUAAUUUAAAAUUGAAGGUAUUUCCAAUUGAUUUAAAAAUGCUAUUUUAUGUUUAUGCUAUUAUGAUUGGGACUUUGUUUAUCAAAUUGUAACUUAAUCUGGACUGCGAUUUAUUUGAGUUCAGUAUGCUUCUUCUCUGUUUUACAUUUGCAAUAAGAGUUAGGUGACCAGUAUGAAACUUGUAACAUAAUUUGGAUCCAUAUAACUUUUUUUAUCAAUAGCAAACAAUACGUUUGCUUUUGUAAACUCUGCUUACUGUUGAGGCUUUGCUUUUGCCAGUUAUUUGACCAAUUAUGUUGUUGAUUCCAUGUGAGAUUUUUCCGGCCUGAUUCAUGUUUACGGGACUUGCCACAUAUGCAUACAGCAUUCUGUGCUUUGUUAUAUUGAAUUGUAAUCUUAAGUGCAAUGAUUCACUGUUGUUAUAAUGUGCAGAUUGCAUUUUUUCAUUGUAAAUAUGGUGCACAUUGUCCUUUGUUUUGGAUUCUUCUCACCUAAUGGUAAAUAAAUAAUAUAUUCCAUUGAA
This is a messenger RNA of Dreissena polymorpha, 6776 nucleotides long. Its product is annotated as oxysterol-binding protein 1-like. The transcript is spliced from 13 exons. Gene Ontology annotation, molecular function: sterol binding. The record is from RefSeq and is a predicted model, not a curated record. Bases 191 to 2461 code for a protein of 756 amino acids. Gene Ontology annotation, cellular component: cytosol; membrane; intracellular membrane-bounded organelle. Lineage: Eukaryota; Metazoa; Mollusca; Bivalvia; Myida; Dreissenidae.